AUGGCCGCGGACGAGGUAAGCGUGAUUGCGCUCGUCGAGAAUCUGGAGCUUCUGGUGCCGAGGCGACUGCCUGCCCGACUCCUCCAAGAUCGUCAGCAGCAGCAGCAGCAGCAGCAGCAGCAGCAACAGUCACGGUCUCAAACGCUGGUCACGAGGAUUAUCGAGCUCGGCGACCGCGACUCCAAGAUGGCACUUAAACGCCAACUGAACCUUCACCUCGACACCGGUGACGAGCUUGCUGGGAAGAUGCACGAGGCCUCAGCGUCCGAGGAGCGCGAGGGUCUGGAGAUACUACGCAGGCUGCCGCCCGGGACCGUCCUUAUCAAGCAGGUCGAGGCGAAGAAUCUUGUGCAAAAGAGCGAGGAGGAAAGGCCGCGGAGGGAGGAGAAUUGCGCCGAGAGACCCCGAAAACUCUCGCAGAGGAUCCGUAAUAAGAAAACCCUGGAGGUCCGGCGCAACCCCCUCCGCUCGGCCGCCCGCAAGGACUUGGGCAAGGAGGGUCGGACAAACCCGCGACAGCGACUCCUCGGGGCAAGGAGGCGGGCCGUCGCCGGGACCGAGCAGGGCGGUCGGCGGCCCCGACCCACCGCCUACAUGAAUACGCGCAGCGUCACCCGCAAGAUGUACAACGUCGGGGCGACGUAUCAGGCUCCGACGAGGCGCGACGAGACCGAGUGGAAGGAGUGGCCCGUGCACGGCAUGCACGAGCGACCGGUCUAUCAUCCCCAGUUCGGCCUCGCGGCCGAGUACAACGGCCGGCUCUUCGCGAGCUUCGACGGGGAGGGCUACCGGGAAAUAAACGCCGAGGCCCACAUCGAGAUCGUCCGGGUGGACCCGCGGGUGGAGUCGCUGGACCGGCGCCGGGAGGCGCCCCUGCAGCUCGCGAGACAGAAGGCCGCCGUCACCGCGGUUGUGCACCAGCAGCUGUACGAGAGGCCGAGGAUCCCGGCCCUUUGCGGAUUCGGCGGCCAGGUCGCGGCCCUCGAGCAGACCCGCGCGCAGCAGCAGCAGCAGCAGCAGUUUGAGCAAAUACGGAAACUCGAGCGACUACAGCAGUUCGAAAAUAGCCUCCAGCGUCUGGGUCACAGGAUCUCCUGCCCUCAGGACAUCGACGGCUACCAGCAAAAGUACGCCACCAGUCGGCUGCUACUCCGAUCCAAGGAGAUGCUGAGGAGUCUCCGAGGUGUCACUCUUGCCCAUCCCUCCAAUCAGUCCAAUCCAUCAAAGUGCCUCAUAAUGCCGCGCGCCGCCACCGCACCCGUUGCCCUCCCCUUCUGCGGCGUCCAGGCAGUCAAGGGCAAUCCCAAAGGCAAGCUCUUCUUCGUGAGGGCCUCGGAUGCGCCAAAGCCCCCGGAGAAGACCUCGACGAUCGGCUCGACGAUGACCUCAGCGAGCCCGAGCGUCGCCUGGGCGGACGCGAGCCUGCGCAAGAAAUUGGAAAAGUCGACGGUGGUGGCGAUCGAGGCGGCGCGCACCUACGCGGGUAACCCGGGAAAGAGCUGCAGGCAGCCACGGCACCUGCACCACGUCGGCAGAGGCUUCCCCCCCAUAAGGCUCGCCGAGACCCCGGGACUCUUCCGACUCAACCCUGGCAUCAGCUCGAAUAAGUGCAAUGGCGGAGACUUUGGCUUCAGGAACCCCGGCCCCGACGACCAUCUAUCGGAGGUGCUCGACCUGUCCAAGAAGGAGACGCCCCGGGCAGAGGCCAGAAUGGAGCUCGACGUCAAGCACGACAAGCAGGAGCUCCUGUCAUUUAAUAAAUGUCUCUUUUAUUUUUUUUUUGUAGAGUCACAAGCUUACGCCACUGAUUUAGUUCACUACUUCCAAAAUUUCAACGCCGACGAAAAUAUCGAUUUAUUCGAUGAUCCUAAAAAUUUAACCUGAUAUAUUGCGUUCGUUUAAAAAGUUUUUUGAAGAUUGUCGCUUAGUCCAAUUUA
Messenger RNA from Ceratosolen solmsi marchali, 1937 nucleotides. RefSeq lists its product as uncharacterized. The transcript is spliced from 8 exons. The record is from RefSeq and is a predicted model, not a curated record. Lineage: Eukaryota; Metazoa; Arthropoda; Insecta; Hymenoptera; Agaonidae. The coding region runs from base 1 to 1884 and encodes 627 amino acids.